Messenger RNA from Nerophis lumbriciformis (worm pipefish), 6721 nucleotides. Its product is annotated as pyruvate carboxylase, mitochondrial-like. Lineage: Eukaryota; Metazoa; Chordata; Actinopteri; Syngnathiformes; Syngnathidae. The record is from RefSeq and is a predicted model, not a curated record. Gene Ontology annotation, biological process: pyruvate metabolic process; gluconeogenesis. Gene Ontology annotation, molecular function: metal ion binding; ATP binding; pyruvate carboxylase activity. Gene Ontology annotation, cellular component: cytoplasm.
GGGGGGAUUAUGCAGGGAGGCGCACUAGCACACGCAUACAAGCACACUUUAUAGCCACAUUACGGAGCUGCUAGCUAACUUAGUAGCACACACACUUUAUAUCCGCCUUACGGAAGUGCUAGCUGGUACCCUCGCACGUUAGCCGCACGCCUCGGAGCCGCAGCGUGUUUGACAGCUACGUCCUCAACUUACCCUCUUGCGCAUAUAAAUACACACACACAAACUCCCCGAGCGCCCUCUUCUUCUUCUUCUUCUCCCUCCUCCUGCAAGCCAGCGUGGACCAACCCAAACAAACAUUCUUCAGCAGUCGACCGGUAACACUCGGUGUCCUGUUACCUGACAGCGGCUCUGCACGACAUGAUGCUCAAGUACGCCGCGGUUCGAGGCGGCCUCAGCCUGCUGGCGGUGAGGAGGGCAUGCCUUCUGUCCCGCACUGCCUAUUUGACAACGCAGAGCGAGUAUCGACCAAUCAAGAAAGUGAUGGUGGCGAACAGAGGUGAGAUUGCUAUCCGUGUGUUCAGAGCGUGCACUGAGCUCGGGAUUCGAACAGUGGCGGUGUACUCUGAGCAGGACACUGGACAGAUGCACAGACAAAAAGCAGACGAGGCAUACCUCAUUGGGAAAGGUUUGCCCCCUGUCGCCGCCUACCUGGAUAUCCCUGACAUCAUCAAAGUAGCCAAGGACAACGACGUGGAUGCCAUCCACCCGGGCUAUGGCUUCUUGUCAGAGCGUUCAGACUUUGCCCAAGCCUGUGAGGACGCCGGGGUGAUGUUUGUUGGACCAACCCCAGAAACGGUCCGCAAGAUGGGAGACAAAGUGGAAGCUCGCUCCCUUGCCAUCAGCGCUGGUGUACCCGUGGUCCCGGGAACAAACUCCCCCAUUUCUUGCCUGCAGGAAGCCCAGGCCUUUUCCCAGACUUAUGGCUUCCCUAUCAUCUUUAAAGCUGCCUACGGAGGCGGCGGCCGAGGCAUGAGGGUCGUUCGAGAGUACGAGGAGCUUGAGGAGAACUACCAGAGGGCCUACUCAGAGGCCCUGACGGCUUUUGGCAACGGUUCUCUGUUUGUUGAGAAGUUCAUCGAAAAACCAAGACACAUUGAAGUACAGAUCCUUGGGGACAAGUAUGGUAAUGUCAUCCACCUCUAUGAGAGAGACUGCUCCAUUCAGCGGCGGCACCAAAAGGUGGUCGAGAUCGCGCCAGCUUUCCAACUAGACCCUCACCUGAGAGACCGACUCCACUCAGAUGCUGUCAACCUCGCCAGAAUGGUGGGCUACGAGAAUGCAGGGACUGUGGAAUUCCUGGUGGACAAACACGGCAAACACUACUUCAUCGAAGUCAACUCCCGACUCCAGGUUGAGCACACGGUGACGGAAGAAAUCACUGACGUGGACCUGGUGCAUGCCCAGCUGCACGUGUGCGCGGGCCGCAGCCUCCCAGACCUCGGCCUCAGACAGGAUAGGAUCCGCGUCAACGGCUGCGCCAUCCAGUGCAGGGUCACCACCGAAGACCCGGCCAGGGGCUUCCAGCCUGACACGGGCAGGAUUGAGGUGUUUCGCAGUGGCGAAGGCAUGGGCAUCCGUCUGGACAGCGCCUCGGCCUUCCAGGGCGCCGUCAUCUCUCCGCACUACGACUCUCUGCUGGUCAAAGUCAUCGCCAGCGGCAAAGACCUGCCCAUUGCCGCCUCCAAGAUGAGCCGAGCCCUGGCCGAGUUCAGAGUGAGGGGGGUCAAGACCAACAUCCCCUUCCUCCAGAAUGUAUUCUCCAACCAUCAGUUUCUCCACUCCACCGUGGACACGCAGUUCAUCGACGAGAACCAGGAACUGUUCAACCUCAAGCCUACGCAGAACCGAGCCCAGAAGCUGCUGCACUAUCUCGGUCAUGUGAUGGUAAACGGACCAACCACGCCCAUCCCAGUGAAGGCCAAACCGUCCUCUAUUGACCCUGUCAUCCCCCCCGUGACCAUGGGAGAUCCUCCGGUGGGAUUCCGUGACGUCCUGCUGCGUGAUGGUCCCGAGGGCUUGGCCAAGGCCGUGCGCGCUCACCAAGGCCUCCUGCUGAUGGACACCACCUUCAGAGAUGCCCACCAGUCCAUCCUGGCCACCAGGGUGCGCACCCACGACUUGAAGCAAAUAUCGCCCUUUGUCAGCCACAACCUCAGCAACCUGUUCAGCCUGGAGAACUGGGGAGGUGCUACCUUCGACGUGGCCAUGAGGUUCCUGUCCGAGUGUCCGUGGAAGCGACUGCAGGAGCUGAGGGCUUUGAUCCCAAACGUUCCGUUCCAGAUGCUGCUGAGAGGGGCCAACGCCGUGGGCUACACCAACUACCCUGACAAUGCAGUCUUUAAGUUCUGCGAGGUAGCGAAAGAAAACGGCAUGGACAUCUUCCGUGUGUUUGAUUCCCUCAACUACCUGCCCAACAUGCUGCUCGGCAUGGAGGCCGCCGGCUCAGCAGGGGGCGUCGUGGAGGCCGCCAUCUCGUACACGGGCGACGUGUCCGACCCAAUGAGGCAGAAGUACUCGUUGGGUUACUACCUGGAGCUGGCAGAAGAGCUGGUCAAAGCUGGAACUCACAUACUUUGUAUCAAGGACAUGGCCGGCCUGCUCAAGCCUGAGGCCAGCAAGAUCCUGGUGGGGGCUCUGAGGGAUCGCUUCCCGGACAUGCCCAUCCAUGUGCACACGCACGACACCGCCGGCGCCGGGGUGGCCGCCAUGCUGGCGUGCGCCGAGUCUGGGGCAGACGUGGUGGAUGUGGCGGUUGACUCGAUGGCAGGCAUGACGUCCCAACCCAGCAUGGGAGCAAUGGUCGCCUGCACCAAAGGGACCAAGUUGGACUCUGGUAUCGCUCUGGAGAAGGUGUUCGACUACAGCGAGUACUGGGAAGUGGCCCGAGGCCUCUACGCUCCAUUUGACUGCACGGCCACCAUGAAAUCCGGCAACGCCGACGUCUACGAGAACGAGAUACCCGGAGGACAGUACACCAACCUCCACUUCCAGGCACACAGCAUGGGCCUGGGGAAUAAGUUCAAGGAGGUGAAGAAGGCCUACACUGAAGCCAACAAGCUACUAGGAGACCUCAUUAAGGUGACACCCUCCUCCAAGAUCGUGGGGGACUUGGCCCAGUUCAUGGUCCAGAACGACCUGAGCCGGGCCGAGGUGGAGGAGAGGGCCGACGAGCUGUCCUUCCCGCUGUCGGUUGUGGAGUUCCUGCAGGGCUACGUCGGGAUACCACAUGGAGGAUUCCCAGAACCUUUCAGAUCCAAGGUGCUGAAGAGCCUCCCUCGCAUUGAUGGCCGCCCGGGUGCCUCGCUGCCGCCGAUGGACUUCGAGUCUUUGGAGGAGGGGCUGCGGGCGGCGCACGGCGAAGAAAUCACCCCCGAGGACGUGAUGUCGGCUGCCAUGUACCCGAAAGUGUUCCAGGAAUUCAAAGAGUUCACCUCUAACUUUGGCCCAGUGGACUGUCUCAACACCAGACUCUUCCUGGAUGGACCAAAGAUUGCCGAGGAGUUUGAGGUGGAGCUGGAGAGAGGGAAGAUCCUGCACAUCAAGGCACUGGCUCUGGGCGACCUGAACAAGGCUGGUCAACGGGAAGUCUUCUUUGAGCUGAACGGACAGCUGAGAUCCGUGCUGGUCAAGGACACGCUCGCCAUGAAGGAGAUGAAGUUCCAUCCUAAGGCCCAGAAGUCCAUCAAAGGUCAGGUGGGCGCACCCAUGCCCGGAAAGGUCCUGGAGGUCAAAGUGGAGGUCGGAUCCAAGGUGGAAAAGGGUCAGCCCCUGUGUGUCCUCUCCGCCAUGAAGAUGGAGAUGGUGGUCAACUCCCCGAUGUCCGGCACGGUCAAGGCGGUGCACGUCGCCAUCGACUCCUCGCUGGAGGGAGACGACCUGAUCCUGGAGAUCGAGGAGUAGCGGAGGACGCAGAGGGAGGGGGGGUCAAGUGGUUGUGGAGCCUGAGAAGGUGGAGGCGCCUUUACUUUAGAUAUGCAACUCUCAAACACGGCUGUGCUUAGUGGGAGGGCGUUAGAGUAGUCAGUGUGAAAUAAUUAUUAUUAGCUCAUUCUAAUGAUCCCAGCUAGACUGAAUACAUUCCAUCAAUAGUCUUAAAACACUGACUUGCAAUAAUGUUACGACUUCAUGCUAUAAACGUAGCACUUUUAUAUCAAAUAUUCCCUUUUUUUCCUCAAACCAUUUGUGUUCCGUUUUGCAAGUCGUAGUGCAUUCUGGGAACGUGUCAUCCAUUGGGAAGGUGGCGUGGCGCCUAGGAUGAAGCACAACAGGUCAUCUGGCGCACGGCGUUUGGGUGAAGCACAAAGCGCUACAACGGGAGCCAGGAGGAAAGGUGUUACUGCAUCAGUAACUGCAGCGAGGGGAAACACGCCGGGUCAGCAUCUGUGAGCCGCACGUGCUUCUGAGGUAUCUCGACGUCGCAUGCAACUGCUGAUUCCUUGUUUAAUGAAUCCUCUGUCAAGUUAUGUGAAAUUAGCCGGACUAAUAAGAGACUCUGGAGAACCCCAAGAAGCAGCAGCAUUUGGCCUAGCAUCCCCAGUGUGUGUGUGCGUGUGUGUGUGUGUGUGAGUGUGUGUUCUUGUAUUUCUACCCUUCUUGAGACAUCAACAAGGAAAAGUACCGUCCAUAUGAGGACCGGUGAACAAGUUAGGACCCAAAAAAUGGUCCCAAUACGGAAAAACCAUUGCAUUUAAUAGAGAAUGUCUAAUUUGCACCCCUGCUGGUGAAAUCCAUCAAAAUGAGGGUGGUCCCAAAAAGGAGGGAUUUAAAGUGUUAAAAGUGCUCCCCCCUCUGGUCAACAUAUGAAAUAACAAGUGUGUGUAAAAAUUUGACACGCUCCCGCUCUGGUCAACAUAUGAAAUAACAAGUGUGUGUAAGAAAUUGAAAUGCGCCCCCUUUGGCCAAAAUUAAUUAAAAAAAAUUAAAUUCAUUUUAUUUUUUUAAAUUCAUUUUGGCCAAGGGGGCGCAUUUCAAUUUCUUACACACACAUAGAGAGACAUACUGUAAUAACUUGAAGUAAACAAUGAAGAUUAGAAACCAAUUACAAACAAAAAAAUUCAGAAAAAAAUAACUAACUAAAAGCUUACCUUUUUUAUAUUUGCAUAGUAUGUAUAUAUUAUUAAUGUUGUAAAUGAUAAUCUUUAUAUAUCUAGAAAGGGUGGUCCUAAAGAGAUAGGCAUUUAUCGGAGGUCUCCAGAAGGUAACAAAUACUAGAAUGUGUGUGUGUGUGUGUGUGUGUGUGUGUGUGUGUGUGUGUGUGUGUGUGUGUGUGUGUGUGUGUGUGUGUGUGUGUGUGUGUGUGUGUGUGUGUGUGGGUGCGCUUGUAUUUCUACCCUUCUUGCCUUCUUGAGACAUCAACAAGGAAAAGUACCGUCCAUAUGAAGACCGGUGUUUGGACCCAAAUCAUGGUCCCAGUACGGAAAACCAUUGCAUCUAGUAGAGAAUGUCUAAUUUGCACCCCUGGUGGUGGAAUCUAUCAAAAUUAGGGUGGUCCCAAAUAGGAGGAAUUUUUCAAAUUGACUGUGCGUUGGUGUUAAAAGUGUUCCCCCCUCUGGUCAACAUAUGAAAUAACAAGUGUGUGUAAAACUUUGACACGCUCCCGUUCUGGCCAACGUAUGUAAUAACUAGUGUGUGUAAGAAAUUGAAAUGCGCCCCUUUGGCCAAAAUUAAUUUAAAAAAAUAAAAUUCACUUUAUUUUUUUAAUUAAUUUUGGCCAAAGGGGGCGCAUUUCAAUUUCUUACACACACUAGUUAAAAAAAAAAAAAUUCAUUUUCCAUCCAUCCAUCCAUUUUCUACCGCUUAUUCCCUUCGGGGUCGCGGGGGGCGCUGGAGCCUAUCUCAGCUACAAUCGGGCGGAAGGCGGGGUACACCCUGGACAAGUCGCCACCUCAUCGCAGGGCCAACACAUUUAUUUUUUUUUGAAUACAUUUUGGCCAAAAGGGGCGCAUUUUAAUUUCUUACACACACUUAUAGAGACAUACUGUAAUAACUUGAAGUAAACAAUGACGACUAGAAACCAAUUACAAACAAAAAAUUCAGAAAAAAAAUAAUUAACUAAAAGCUUACCUUUUUUAUAUUUGCAUAGUAUGUAUAUAUUAUUAAUGUUGUAAAUGCUAAUCAUUAUAUAUCUAGAAAGGGUGGUCCUAAACAGGUAGGCAUUUAUCGGAGGUCUCAAGAAGGUAAGAAAUACAACAAUGUGUGUGUGUGUGAGUGUGUGUGUGUUUGUGUGUGUGCGUGCAUAUGUUAGUCUAAUUGAGUGUGCACCAGCAAAUUUAUAAGCAGUUCCCACAAUGCUCCACCUCCAGAGGUUUAAAAAAAAACUGCUCCUAAAUGAGAUCAUACAUUCACAUGCACCAAAUGAGCCAGCAAUGUGAAGUCGGCAAAAGCACUGAUAGCCACGCCCCCUCCAGAGCCACUCCCCCUGCCUCCACACACGUCGCCAAUAAUGAUAAGGAAUGCAAAUGAAUGAAUGUUGUGUUAGACGAGCAAAAUGCUGCACAUCAUGUCUCCAUUGCGCAGUUACGGCCAUACGUUUUGUUUUUAUUUUUAUGUAUAAUGUUCAUAUAUAUCUGCAAGCAGGCAACAUGUUUUACGCUUUCAUAUCCAAAUUUUUUGAACACUAAUGAUGUUCCAAUAACGUUGAUUGCUGUAGUUUACAUUUGCAUGAUGGAUGGAGGACCAUACUGGAUGAGGAGCGCACAUUAAACUAAAAAUGCCAUCAAAA